Molecule: messenger RNA, 1168 nt
Organism: Phytophthora infestans T30-4
Lineage: Eukaryota; Oomycota; Peronosporomycetes; Peronosporales; Peronosporaceae
Product: tRNA-dihydrouridine synthase, putative
Exons: 5
Coding region: 29-1168 (379 amino acids)
Biological process (GO): tRNA dihydrouridine synthesis
Molecular function (GO): flavin adenine dinucleotide binding; tRNA dihydrouridine synthase activity
Source: RefSeq, a predicted model, not a curated record
GGAAAAUUGGUGGAGCGUGUUGACGACCAUGGCCGCUCUUCCGCCAGUAGCUCGCCUUUCGGUCGCGCCCAUGAUGGAUUGGACAGACCGUCAUUAUCGCUUCAUGAUGCGUAUGAUCACCAAGAAGACGCUGCUGUUCACUGAGAUGGUGGUGGACCAAACUCUGCUGUACCAGAGGAAAAACCUCGACUACUUCCUGGGGCACGACCCCGCUGAAGCCCCCCUUGCCCUGCAGCUUGGCGGCAACAGUGUUGAGGACCUAGGUGCCGCAGCACACCUGAGCCAGUCGUACGGCGGCUUUUGCGAGAUCAACCUUAACACUGGGUGCCCUAGUGCGCUCGUGUCCAGUCGCUGCUUCGGAGCUCGCCUGAUGCUGGAGCCGGAACGUGUGCGGGACAUUUGUGAUAGUAUGCGGCACAGCGUUGCACUGGCAUCGGAGGGAAAUCCAGACCACCCGACGGCCGAAGUGACAGUCAAAUGCCGCAUCGGCGUCGACGAUUGCGACAGUUACGACGAGCUGCACCACUACGUGGCCGCUGUGGCUAGUGCCGGUGUGCGCCACAUUAUUGUUCAUGCUCGCAAGUGCCUACUUAAAGGUUUGAGUACUAAGGACAACCGCACCAUCCCGCCGUUACGCUAUGAGGUCGUGUACAGGUUAAAACAGGACUUUCCUGAGCUGUCCUUCACGCUCAAUGGUGGUGUGAAGAGUAUUCAGCAUGCGCGAGAAUUACUGAACACCACGAAUGUGGACGGUAUAAUGAUCGGCCGCGCAGCGUACAAUACUCCCUGGAACUUUCGCGACGCUGACCGGCUGAUCUUCAAUGCUGAGCGCAAUCCAAAUCUGUCGCGCCGCGAGAUAAUCGAGCGGUAUUUAGAGUAUGCCGAGGAUCUGCAGGCGAAAUGGGGGUCCACGGAGCCACUGAGUGACUCCCCCUACACAAUGGCCACGUCCGCUCUUAUGAAGCCGCUUCUGUCCCUCUUCAAUGGCGAGUUUGGAGGUAAAGCGUUUAAGCGAGAAAUUUCUGCGCAAUGGUCGAAGAAGGGCCCCCGGCCUGAGCUGCGUGAGAUGAUCGAAAGUGCCAUGAAGGUUCUUCCAAGUGAAGUAGUUGAUGCGCGUGUUGAGGACGAGCUUGUCCAGCAGCAGGCUAAAGAAGCAAACUGUAGCUAA